AUGGGACGACAUAGCAAAAUCCGUACCCUCGUGUGUUGCAAUGGGAGUUGGAUCCACACCAACCCUCGCUCCAUUCCCACAGCCGCCGACCUCGUCAUCAUCGCCGCCGUGGAUCUGAUCGAGCACGAGGACAAGCCCCAUGGCGAAGGCGCCGUCGAAGCCCGGCCUCAGGCUGAGCACGAAGACGUCCUUCCCGAGCACAACGUUGGUGGUGGCGUCGACUUUGCGGCGGAUCUCGGCCACGGCCUCCUUGUCGGCGUUGAGGAUGCUGCAAUUCCGGCAGGCGAAGGAGCCCUCGAUCUGGUACUCCUCGCCAGGGCUGUACACUUCCACAGUCAUGCUCGACCGCCCGAUGAUCGACGACCGCCGGACGCUGAAGAGAGGCUUCUUCCCCUCCGCCCCCUCGCCGACGAAGCCUUCCCACCGCUGGUGGAGGCUCGGCCUCUGAGUCGCUACCUUGCGGCGGACGGUAAGGAUGCACCUGCCGGAGGCGUCCAUGAGAACGAGUUCGCUCGAGUCGCCGGCGUCGGGGCCGCGGUGAAGCCGUCGCCGGCGAAGAAGAGUGAAGUCUUGAGCACGGUGAGAUGCGUCUCCUCCUCGUACACGUAUGCUUCCUCCACAAUCGCCAUGAAUUUCCGAUUUAAGGUUAAUAUUUGUUGA
Molecule: messenger RNA, 660 nt
Organism: Striga asiatica
Lineage: Eukaryota; Viridiplantae; Streptophyta; Magnoliopsida; Lamiales; Orobanchaceae
Source: the annotation of a GenBank genome assembly